Molecule: messenger RNA, 4677 nt
Organism: Acanthaster planci (crown-of-thorns starfish)
Lineage: Eukaryota; Metazoa; Echinodermata; Asteroidea; Valvatida; Acanthasteridae
Gene: nox4
Product: NADPH oxidase 4
Biological process (GO): superoxide anion generation; defense response
Cellular component (GO): plasma membrane; NADPH oxidase complex
Molecular function (GO): superoxide-generating NAD(P)H oxidase activity
Source: RefSeq, a predicted model, not a curated record
CCCCCCGCCCCCGCGACCAAAAAGCAUUUUGUUUCUGAAAAAUUACGAAGAGCGGCGAUUUAUUAAGCGUUCUUUUUCAUGACCCUUCCUUCCUGAAACGUGUAAAAAGUUGCAAAAUGUAAUCUAAACCCUCUGAAAGGCCAUAAAAGGAAUUUACAUGGCCCCUAUUUCCAUGGCAUUUUUUUGGGAAACAGAUUAUACACCUCCCCAAAAAGAAUUUGGUUCUUGAUCCCUCUUGUGUAACUUGUAAGUUCAGUGCCGCAACAGGCCAGCAUAACACGGCAUUAGAGAGCGAACAAAGUAUCCCACUGGGAAACCAGCUGGGCUGGUACAUGUACAUGAGGGUGUAUACAUGUACAUCACUGUAUUAGAGAUAACUGUUUGACCUCGUGGUGACCCAAGAUGGACGCACAGCGAGAAAAAAAAGAAACGAAAACAGCGAUCAGCUGGACGUCACCUGCCGGAAGAGGUAACGAAUGAUGGUCAAGGCCAAGGAGAGGGCGGUCAGCUGGACCAUAAUUCGCUGAGUGAGCUUCAAAUGACGCGUAUCAUGAAUCGCUACAGCCUUCCUGAGAGAUAAAAAGAAACCAUCACCGUAUCAUGGUUGAAAAAAAAAAUUGUACAGGAUCCCUCAGGAUUUGGACACUCCAACAGGAUUUUUUCUAGACAGCUAAUGUAAAAAGAAUGUUCAUAAAAGAGGCGUAUAUUAUAAAACGUACGCUAUCCCGACUGUCCGUCCGAACCAUAACGACGUUGUGUUUCACUCUCUAGCUAAAAGAGGACCCCUUUCGGCAUGAAUGGUUCCGUCCAAGGUCGCCCAACUAGGUUCAUUCCUUUUGUUCUCUAUCCAGACACCAUGCAUUCAAGCAAUGCCGGUGAUGUUUAGAUUUCCCAAUCUACAGACAAGGUGUAUGCACUAUUUAUGGGGGAUGAUGCUGCCUCUGACGGCCCCCAUGUUUCAUUUACAAUUUACAAAAGACUGUCCCCCAGUAAACGGAUUAUCGCACAUCCCGCCCACUCAUCGUUUAGUCACCAGUCAAUCAGCUGAUUGAAGCGACGACUCUUCACCAAACCACGGUGUUGAGGUAUCCCUCCUUGGAGUGACUAAAGAUCACCCAAAGGGUUCCUUUAUUUAUCUUUUUUGGGGGUGCAAAACAAGUGCCAGUCGACCUUUCGACAGACAAUCGCGGGGGUCACGUCAUCGCACAGUAGCGAUGCUGACUUUGUUGACGGCCGGCAAGGUUGAACCGUGCGACCCUGAUCUUGGGGUCUUCAAGUUGCGAUGCACCCUGCAAGUCAGUCACCAAGAGGAGUAAGUCUACCACCGGCCUCCGACACGAUUAACCUACUCGCCGAGCAUCGACCAUGAAGCACGCGGGGGCCGAGGUGCCCGAUGGCCGGGCUCAGGAAACGCCUGGCUCGGUGGAUUACAACCCGACGACGGGCAAGUCUGCAGCCAAAUGCCGUCACCGCAGACAAGUCAGGCAAAGUGGCUUCUCACCGUGUAGUUGGUUCCGGAACGGGGGUUUCAAAUACUUGUUCGUGGUUGUGUGGACGGGUUUAAAUGCAGCUGUGUUCUGUUGGAGCUACAUGCAAUACAAGAUGGAGGCAAAAUACUACUACCUUCGGGGAAUUCUAGGGCUUGGAUUGUGCGUUUCGCGGGGCUCUGCCGCCGUGCUCAAUCUCAACUGUGCCACGAUCUUGCUGCCUAUGUGCAGGUGCUUGCUGUCGCUUAUACGGAGAUCUAAACAUGUUCAUCGCACCACGAGAAAGUGUCUCGAUCGCAGUCGAUUUAUUCACAUCGUUAUUGCGAUCUACAUCUGCCUGGGAACAGCCGUCCACUGUGUCGCCCAUUUCUUUAACGCCGUGAGCUUUUCCGCCAACUACAACGUCAACGUCCCCGACGUGAAUGUGGCUAGCUACCUCGGGGAGAACCCCUGUCGGAUUAUUUUCACAACAGUGCCCGGCGUGACGGGUUGCCUCAUGCUGCUGAUACUAGUAGCCAUUGUCCUGACGUCAUGCCGAGCUGUUAGGGCCUCAAGACAUGAGCUGUUUUGGUACUGUCACCAAUUCUUCUUUGUGUUCUAUGCAUUGCUUAUAUGCCACUCCAUAAGAGGAGUUCUGAAGGAACAGCGUAACACCAACAUGCACACACCAGGCUGUAUAGACACUUCCAUCCCAGCUGCCGAACCGGAACCCCAAUCAUCUGAUUGGUCUGAGCACGAGUCACGUAACUUGCUCAUGAAAUUCAACUCGACGAUGGUGUGUGAAGAGGAACCGGCUUUUGUUCCUCACAGAUCGGAUACUUGGUGCUUUUUAAUCCUACCAGCUGGCCUGUACAUUGGCGAGCGACUGUGGCGACUCUUCAGGAGUUACCGAUGCGUGACAGUCAUUGGUAUUCGAUUUCACGCCUGCGACGUCAUGGAACUUCAGCUGCAUGUGGACCAAUUCCAGGCACAACCUGGGCAGUAUGUCAUGUUGCGCUGUCCCAUAGUGUCACGUUUAGAAUGGCAUCCAUUCACUAUUACCAGGUGUCCAUCUCAAAGAAACUCUACUUUCACUGUGCAUAUCAGAAUUCAGGGUGACUGGACAUGCUCUCUCAGGAAUCUAUUAACCCAAGACUGUAGUCCCGGGAGUGGAGACACUGAAUGCUUAAAGCUGCCAAAAAUCUACAUCGAUGGGCCUUUUGGAAGUCCCAGUGAAGAUGUUUUCCGUUACAAUACCAGUAUAUGUAUUGCCGGUGGUGUUGGGGUCACCCCAUUUGCAGCAGUAUUAAAUUCACUUCUAGAGGCCCAACCAAACAGCACUAAGCUGAGACGGUUGUAUUUCAUAUGGGUGUGUCGGCAUGUGAAGAACUUUGAAUGGUUCAUGGAGACCAUAUCCCAGCUGCAUCAAAAACUGUGGGAGUCCAAUAGACCAGAUGUACUCAUCCUGAGGCUGUAUGUGACCGGUGGGGAGGAGAGAGACCUUCAGGGCACCAGUGCUGCCCAGAAGCUGAUCUUUAGCCGGGUGCGGUGGGGCAGGCCCGACCUCAAGCAGCUCUUCAGUGAAGUCACGCUGUGCAAUCCGGGGUCUAAUGUCGGUGUCUUUGUAUGUGGACCAAAGAAAUUAUCCCUGCGUGUCCACAAGCGGUGCAAUCGUUGGAAUCGACACAAAACCAGGCUUCAUUACAACAAGGAAAGUUUCGGCUGAAGAACGGAACAGAGCUCCGUAUAAUUCCACAGAGCUGAAAACACCCACAGGGAUUACAAAAAACCUCUUUAUGGCAGUGUUGGCUGGUGCCCUGCCAACACUAUUAUUAUUAUAUCCAGCAAAUGUGAUUGGUAAGCAGCUCUGAGGAUUGGGCUUUUAUUCACAAGGUAGCAAUUUUGGGUAAUGUUCCAGAAUCUACUUUGUUUAUAUUAUUUAUUGAAGACUCUGAAAUGGGAAGGAGCCAGACUACAUGUACUUUGCUGCAAUUAUAGAAAUAACCUUGCUGCUGUUCCUAUUUUUUAUUUAGAAAAAAAAGUGACAUGAUCGACUUUUUAUCCACAAUUUGGAUUUACCCCAUGGAGCAGAUGGACGGUAAUCUAUAAUUUACAAUUGCUGCUAUUGCAUUAUCUUCAUUCCCACACAUAUUAAAUUGUUAGAAAUUUUAUACAGGAUUGACUCACUUUCAAUUCAAGGUGGCUGAGGUUGGCUUCCCAGAUAAGAGGGUCAACAGCUCAAGACUGCGCUGACACCCCACUUGUUCACAGGUGCCCCUCCCACUAAUAGGAUGUCGCAAUUUAGCCUAAAUUUAUUCACAUUUCAAGUUGUGGAGUGCCCUGCUGCAGCAAUAUUAUGGUGUGUCCUAAGCUAAGACUAGUCUGUAAUCAACCUCUGUUUGAGGAAGAUACGGGAGAAGACAGACUGGCACUCAGUGGGUCAAAAACUCUCAAACUUUUAGCUAUGAAACUCCACUGACGUUUGCCUUUCUGGGUUGAUGAAGGGAUGAACACAUGUAUUCAAUUCAAAUACAGCAGACACGAGGACAGACAAAACCACACUCACCUCAGUCACUUGCCGAGCUCAGAAAAGGCAGUAUUUUCCUGACCAACAGAGGGCGCCAUAACAAGACAACAUGGGCAAAAUCACCCUGUUCUAAAAGUGGCACCAAAUCCAGUAGAAAGUAAUUUACCUGUAGAUGAUUUUUAAUUUGAUUCCUUGCUGCCAUUAAGUUGUCAAAUUCACAGCCAACUGCCACUUCACAAGGGGAGGUAGAAUGAGAUGGAGCUCAUGUAUUUAUAGACAUUUUCAUAAUGACUGUUCCAAGAAAAAGUAAUGAAAAGAAGCUCCAUGCAAGAGAGUAUGUUAAAUUAUUGUCUGUAAUUUUAAGUUAUUGAAUUAUUUAUAAACAGUGUCUUUACCCUGCCAAGGACUCUUUGUAUUUAACCGAAAACAGUUUCACUUACAAACUGAAGCUUGUCUGUAUUUUUGUAUUUUAAAUUAUACUUUGUACAGUUUUAAAAUAAUAUUGAGUAUUGGUGCUACUAACAUUUCAAGCCUGGUUUAAUAAUUAGUUAGCAAAGUUAUUGAUUUUUUACACUUCAAUACUAGGCCUACUGCUGUAAUAAGCAGUUCCUUCUUUGCGGCGUGUUUGUUUGGUGAUUUAGUGGUCACAGUAGCCACGGAAAUCGAGACAGACUUACCUUAAAC